This is a messenger RNA of Pseudocercospora fijiensis CIRAD86, 2001 nucleotides long. RefSeq lists its product as uncharacterized. Lineage: Eukaryota; Fungi; Ascomycota; Dothideomycetes; Mycosphaerellales; Mycosphaerellaceae. The record is from RefSeq and is a predicted model, not a curated record. Bases 1 to 2001 code for a protein of 666 amino acids. The transcript has 11 exons.
AUGCAUUGGCUAUAUCUACCUUACACCCGAAAAAAGAAACCAUUUCCUUCCAUUCAGAACAAUCUGUACCUCGUCAGUGACCACCACAGAAUACCACCAUCACCCACCACUUCCCACAUCGCAUCCAACACAAUGCUCCCAACCGAAUCCUCCUUCUACACCAACAACGGCCUAACCAGCGUCAUAGCUUCCUCCGACCGGCCCUGCUCCAUCUGUCUCGAUUCAGACAUCAUCGACCCCGUAACGCUUCCUUGUCCUUGCAAGAACAUCUACUGCCGAGAAUCGAUAACCCAAUGGCUCAACUCCUCAGCUCGAUGUCCAACUUGUAAGAAGCUAUUCUUCAUUCCUCCACAUCCGCCCGAAGAUAUGAGGGAGUACUUGGAGAUUUAUGGCUUUGAGGCUUUCGGUGAGGAGCUUGUGCAGGUCGCGAGCGAUCCGCCGGGACAUCAUGAGUUUACUCAAUUCGAGUACUUGCUUCCACGUCUCGUCGGUAUGCAAGAAGUCAUUGAUAAUGAUGAUGUCCUCUACGAAGAUAGGCGUUGGGCGAGUUUCGACUUUCCCACUUUGAGGCUAAUCUUAAUCGGUAGGGCGAAUGAGUUGGCUUACUUUCAGGUUCUAGACGGCCGGCCGAUUCUAGACGAGGAGCUUGAGUUAGGUCUUGAUGGCUGUAAUAUGCCGAGUCAGGAUGUUGUUGAUCGUAUCACUGUUGCGCUCCUGGAUGAGCUCGAGGAGCAACAUGUUGAAGCUUUGCAAGCCAACGGUGACGAUCUUGCUGUACAUUUCGGCGGCAGCUUCGAUCACUGGACGCAGGAAGUCCAGCUAACGAGUGAUGAGAUGAGAGCUGAAGGUAUGGAUUGGCUUCUGUUUGGGGUGGUUUUGGUUUUGACGCACGUGCCUAGCUCACAGUUGGCAUGGGAACGUCCGAGUGAAAGAGUCGAGGCGUGGUUGCCAGUUUUGUCAGCGGCAAUAGCUUUGAAGCAAACCCUCGACUCUGUUUCUUUUCCUCGACACUUCCCUUUUUGGCUGGCGCACCAACUCCGGUUAGGAUACACAAACAUGCCGCUGCCGACCGAGGAGGAAUUUCGCGCGAAGAACGACCUGAAAGAAAUCAAGACGGCGCACGAAGAAGACAGCUCUGCGAUCUACCGCUCACCAUGGUGCCGUCGAGAAAGCGAGUGGCCUGUGCUGCGAUUGCGCAUAUCGGUGCCGGUCGGUAUGCUUCGUUGCUUGACGCACCAUCUUGCUGACCACAAUCACAGGCCGCGGCAAGUGUCCGACGCGACCCAGCCACCGUCUGGGAGCUAUGGGAAUCUGACCAGGACGAGUGGAUGCGACAAGGAGGGUGGCCGCUCUCCGCCUACGACUUCCUUGAAUUUGCCGACUUCGUGUCUGCCAACACUGCGAUGGCCAGCCACGCGACCGCCUUCGCGGCUGGCAGCGUCUGUGGCGGCAUCUUGUUCAGAGCUGAUGAUGUCCAGAUACACCCGCCUCGACGAGGGUCUUCUUGAGAUCGAGGACCGCGCCACCUUCCGCGUCGAUCUGAUAUCGGAUAUCCUUACUUACUGUUUGAACUAUCAGAUCGAUUUUGCUGUGGUUGAGGGAAUCGUCCUCCCAGACUCCACUGUUGAAGACUGGAAACUUGUUGUAUCCACAUUGAUCCAGUUCUGCCAGCUGCUGGAAGGCGAAACUCUGCCUGUCCGCGAGGUCACGUCGAAAUUGCUGGAAGCGUUGCGCAUGUCGUCCUGGAACGCAGGUCCAGCACUGAAAGCUUUUCUGGCGAAGAGCGACGAGCAGAUCAUUCGAGAGCAUGACGACGCUCAAUACUGCGAGGAGCUUUACCGGCCCUCUGAUGCUAAGAUCGCCCACUUUCCAUUCGCAGUCACCGGUCUGGCAUGGCGGGUCACGCUGUGGGAGAACUCCAAGAAACGCAUCGCUACCGGUCGCUCGCCCGAGAGUGCCGCGACAGAGGAGCAAGGCGAACAAGCUCCUGGAGGAAAUUGA